This is a messenger RNA of Gastrolobium bilobum, 3078 nucleotides long. RefSeq lists its product as uncharacterized. Bases 136 to 2691 code for a protein of 851 amino acids. NCBI's taxonomy places the organism in Eukaryota, Viridiplantae, Streptophyta, Magnoliopsida, Fabales, Fabaceae. The transcript has 11 exons. The record is from RefSeq and is a predicted model, not a curated record.
UGCGUGCAGUGGGUGGUAGUGUUGAGCAUAAUCAGAUCGAGAUUGAAGUGGGAAGUGGGGGUUAGUCGCAACUACAAUUCUCGAAAUCCUCUUGUGCUUGAUCCUUCAUCACAUCAGGUCGAGAGAGAAAACACGAUGAAUUUCUUGAUGCGGUCUACCACACAUGUUUAUUCAGAUAGAGAAAAGUCUUCAACGACUCCAGAACCUCGCGCAGAUGCACCUCACGUGACUUCAUCUUUGGAGAGUCUUAUCUCCGAUGAGGACCCUUACUCGACAGUUGAACAGCUUGACGGAGACGUUGACACCGAAAACGACACUGCUCAGAACUCUAAAAACGACACUCCAGUUCUCGCUAAGCACUUGGAUGUUUCUGAACAUGAAGGAUGUGUUACCAUUCCAUAUAAGGAACUUCCCGAAAACUUGGAUCAUGCGUCAGAUAUUCAGUCCCUGCACUCUCUGGAUCGUUCUUUUCUCUUUCCUGGGGAACAGGUUCAUAUCCUGGCGUGCUUGUCAGCGUGUAAGCAGGAUACGGAGAUUAUUACUCCAUUUAAAGUUGCUGCCGUGAUGAGUAAGAAUGGAAUAGGUCACGGCUCUGAGAAAGAAAAUGGAAAUGUUGAAAACGGAAAUAGUUCAGUGUCUGGAGAAGGGCAUCUGAGUUCCUCUGGCCAAGGGCAGGAUGAGGAAAACCCGGCGAAAGCAAAGAGUGAUCACUCGGCAGAUGUUUCUACCGGUGAAUCACUUCUGAGGAUGGAGGUUCACAAAAGAAAAACUGCAUUGUUGUUGCAAAAAUUCAAGAAUUCUCACUUCUUUGUGAGGAUUUCCGAAUCUGAUGAGCCACUUUGGUCCAAACGAGGUUCUUCGGAAAAGUUUAACUCAUCUGAAACAAAUGACCAAAAGAUCUCAACAGAUGGAAUUACAGAGACUGAAAAAAAUGUGCCUUCUAUUAGUGCAGUUAUUGAUAGAGCAAAUUUUGAUGCAACUAUUUCUGGUGGGGUGGCUAGGAAUUCUGUCAAGUGUUGUGCCCUACCUAAUGGAGACAUAGUGGUUCUUUUACAGGUGAAUGUUGGUGUUAAUUUUCUUAGAGACCCUUGUAUAGAAAUUCUCCAAUAUGAAAAGUAUCAGGAGAAAAUAUUGUCUUCUGGCAACCAAGACAAUUCAGUAUAUACAAAUCCGGAUCCAUGUGGAGAACUAUUGAAAUGGAUACUUCCUUUAGAUAACAACCUUCCACCUGCUUCCCGCCCGUUAUCCCCUCCUCUUUUAUCUUCAAAUUCAGGAAUUGGUAGCACCCCUCAGAGAUCCAAUUCAUCAUCAUCUGGCUCCCAAUUAUUUUCCUUUGGCAGCCAUUUUAGAAGUUACUCCAUGUCAUCGUUACCCCAAAGUACAAAUGCACCUACUGCUCCUUUAAAAGCAGCUAGUUCUAAGCCAAGCUUUGACAUUGAUGAUUGGGAUCCAAUCUCAUCUCAGAAGUUUUUAAGGAAAAAAAAUGGGGUUGAAGAACUUUUAUCUUUUCGAGGUAUCUCAUUGGAGCGAGAACGAUUUUCUGUUUGUUGUGGAUUAGAAGGUAUCCAUACACCUGGAAGAAGGUGGAGAAGGAAAAUUGAAAUAAUACAACCUGUAGAGAUUCAUUCCUUUUCUGCUGACUGCAAUUCAGAGGAUCUUCUGUGUGUUCAGAUAAAGAAUGUUGCUCCUGCACAUGCUCCAGAUAUUGUGAUAUUUAUAGAUGCCAUAACAAUUGUUUUCGAAGAGGCUACAAAAAGUGGGCCACCAUCAUCAUUACCAAUUGCGUGUAUUGAAGCUGGAAAUGACCAUUCUUUACCAAAUUUAGCCCUCAGGAGAGGUGAAGAGCAUUCUUUUAUCCUUAAACCUGCAACUUCUAUGUGGAAGAAUCUUAAGGUUCAGGACGAAAGAAGUUCCCAAUUUUCAAAGUUACAAUCUUUGGACUCAGCAUCAAAAUUAAGUCUUUCCUCCACAAGUCUUGACAGAAAGAAGAUUGCUUUAAUUGACGAUCAGUAUGCAAUUAUGGUGUCAUGUCGAUGCAAUUAUACUGCAUCAAGAUUGUUCUUUAAGCAACCAACCAGUUGGAAACCACGUACAUCGAGGGAUAUUAUGAUCUCUGUUGCAUCUGAGAUGUCAGGAGAGUCUCCUGGACCUUAUGAAAGAAAUUCCCAACUUCCCGUGCAGGUUUUAACUCUUCAAGCUUCAAAUUUGACAUCUGAAGAUCUAACUUUGACAGUUCUUGCUCCAGCCUCUUUUACUGCACCCCCUUCAGUGGUCUCUCUGAAUUCACCUGCCACUCCAAUGAGUCCUUUUAUUGGUUUUGCAGAGUUUUUGGGAAGGAGAAACAGUGAAAGACAUAUAAGUGCCACCCAGGGGCAGAGUUUCACUUCUCUAAUUAAAGAAAAUGGGAAACAAAGUGAUGAUGGGCGACCUCAGACAGUUUCUAUGAGUGAUGAUGUUAUUCCUAGUUCUGGCGUGAGCUGUACACAUUUGUGGCUGCAGAGUAUAGUUCCACUUGGGUGUAUCCCAUCUCAAUCCACAGCCACCAUUAAGCUUGAACUAUUUCCAUUGACUGAUGGCAUAAUUACACUUGACUCUUUGCAAAUUGAUGUCAAAGAAAAAGGUGUUACCUACAUUCCUGAACGCUCAUUAAAGAUAAAUGCAACUUCAAGCAUUUCCAAGGGGAUUAUUUAGAAACGAGUUGGGCUGGUUGCAUUUCGUCAAACAUGUUAUCCGGUGCAGUAGAAGCAAAUAUGGGUGAUUUGUUUACCUGGAUUUCAGAAUUGCUCUUGCGACUUACUCUCAGUGGCACAAAGGUAUUUUCCAUUAUUUGUAGCAUUGUGAUGGAGUUGACGUGUCAAUUUUUUUAGAAAUAAAGCUUCACCUUUGUAUUGUAAACGACGAGAUUAAAAUUCAUGAUUGUUACAUACCCCUUAAAGGGGGAAAAUGUAAUCUUUAUAGAUAAAUCUAUUUUUUGUGAAGAUGUACGUAUAUGACUCUUCUGAGUGAAAGCAAUGAAUUGCCUCUCGAAUCAUAGCAUUGGACAGCUGCAAUUUAGUGCCUUUCAAAUUGGUCAUCAGA